This is a messenger RNA of Chelonia mydas (Green sea turtle), 1207 nucleotides long. RefSeq names its product melatonin receptor 1B (gene MTNR1B). The record is from RefSeq and is a predicted model, not a curated record. Bases 1 to 1083 code for a protein of 360 amino acids. Gene Ontology annotation, molecular function: melatonin receptor activity. The transcript has 2 exons. Lineage: Eukaryota; Metazoa; Chordata; Testudines; Cheloniidae. Gene Ontology annotation, cellular component: membrane. Gene Ontology annotation, biological process: G protein-coupled receptor signaling pathway.
AUGCUGGAGAAUGGCUCGCUGAGGAACUGCUGCGAGCUGGGCGGGCGAGGGGGCUUCGGCUUGGCCGGGCGGGAGGCGGCGGCGGCGGCCCGGCGGCCGGCCUGGGUGGGGCCGGCGCUGUCCAGCGUGCUGAUCUUCACCACCGUGGUGGACAUCGUGGGCAACCUGCUGGUCGUCAUCUCGGUCUUCAAGAACCGCAAGCUCCGGAACUCCGGUAAUGCAUUUGUGGUUAGCCUGGCUUUGGCAGACCUGGUGGUGGCCUUGUAUCCAUAUCCACUGGUGCUCUUAGCCAUUUUCCACAAUGGAUGGUCCUUGGGUGAAAUGCACUGUAAACUGAGUGGCUUUGUGAUGGGACUAAGCGUAAUAGGCUCCAUCUUCAACAUUGCUGCAAUUGCAAUAAACAGAUACUGCUAUAUAUGCCAUAGCUUUGCUUAUGACAAAGUGUAUACCUGGUGGAACACAAUGCUAUACGUCUGCCUAAUUUGGGUGUUAACAGUUGUUGCAACUGUGCCAAAUUUUUUCGUUGGCUCUUUAGAGUAUGAUCCACGCAUCUAUUCAUGCACAUUUGUUCAGACUGCUAGCUCCUAUUACACCAUCGCUGUUGUCAUAAUUCAUUUCAUAGUACCUAUCACUAUUGUGAGCUUCUGCUACUUUCGGAUUUGGAUCUUAGUGAUUCAAGUAAGAAGAAGAGUCAAAUCAGAAAUAAAAGCAAGACUGAAGCCAAGUGACUUCAGAAACUUUCUCACCAUGUUCGUGGUUUUCGUGAUCUUUGCCUUUUGUUGGGCGCCACUGAACUUCAUUGGACUAGCUGUAGCUAUCAAUCCUUUGGAAAUGGCACCAAAAAUUCCUGAGUGGUUGUUCGUCGUAAGCUAUUUCAUGGCCUACUUCAACAGUUGCCUUAAUGCAAUAAUAUACGGACUUCUUAACCAGAAUUUUCGGAAAGAAUAUAAACGAAUCCUAAUGUCACUGUGGAUGCCAAGGCUUUUCUUUCAGGACACAUCCAAAGGGGGGACUGAAGGUCCAAAGACCAAGCCUUCUCCUGCUUUAAACAACAAUGACCAAAUCAAAACUGAUACCUUGUAAAUGUGUUAUGGUGAAUGCAAAGAAGUGUCAUUGAGAACUCCAGUGAUGUAACUGUAAGAUUACACUCAUUCUUGCUGACUUUUCUGUUCUUUCAAUUUUAAUGUCAUAUAGUGACUGGAAUACU